Messenger RNA from Sinocyclocheilus rhinocerous, 972 nucleotides. RefSeq names its product HEPACAM family member 2-like. Bases 1 to 972 code for a protein of 323 amino acids. The record is from RefSeq and is a predicted model, not a curated record. The transcript is spliced from 7 exons. NCBI's taxonomy places the organism in Eukaryota, Metazoa, Chordata, Actinopteri, Cypriniformes, Cyprinidae.
AUGCUGCAAAUUAUUCUGCUUCUUCUUCCUGGUGUUCUCAGUAAUCAGUGGAGUGUGAAUUAUCCUCCUCUGAGUCCGAUCUGUGCUGCGAGGGGGUCCGAUGUUUCUAUUGACUGUAGAUUUACAUAUCCACAUGAGCAACAAGUACAGCAAGUGCUGUGGUGUUCAAUGAGAUCAAACAAUGGCUACUGCGUGAAUGAGCCGUAUGUUUAUGAUAGUGAAGCCAACAAUAAUCAAAAGGACUUUCAAUACUUUGGAGACAAAACCUCAAAUUGUUCUCUUUUGAUCAGUAAUAUUGAUCAAACACAUUCUGGAGAGUAUAAAUUCAAAUUUAUAACCCGUGAGAACAAAUGGACAGGUGAUCCUGGAGUGAACAUUUUAGUAGACGAUUUAAGAGUGUCCAUGAGCAGGUCAAGAGAAAAUGGAAGCACAAUGGUUGGAGACUCUUUGAAUUUGACAUGCACACUCAGCUGCUCUGGUAAUUUAGCUGAUGUUCAGUGGUUUAAGAAUGGUGAUCCGAUUCAACAUUCAGAGCCCGUCCUCACCUUCAGCCGAGUAACAGCUGAAGACUCUGGGAAUUACUCUUGUUCUUUGAGAAACUUUAAAACAACUGUAUCUGAAGAAAUUACCAUUAACAUUGAAGAUGUCGCCGGGUCCCCAACCGUUCUGAUUAUUGUGGUGUUUUUAGUCUCUCUUGUUUUCAUCACUGCAGCUGUGAUGCUUAUAAGAAGAAGGAAAGCAAGAACGCAAGAAAAACCAGUGGAAGAAAGAGAAGAAGCCAAGGGUUCUCUUUACAGCACAACUCAACCUCAAACAACUGCUGACAACCUACCAGGAGCUGAGGAUGUACAGCAGGAAGAUGAAGUGGAAUAUUCAUCUGUCAACAUUAAACCCAAAGAUCUGCUUCAAGUGUCUGCAAACACAGAGCAGGAGAACGAUUCAACCAUCUACAGUGCAGUGAUGAACGGUUAA